AUGAAAGACAAAAAUCUGGAUUCUGGAGGUCAGGUCAAUGGAAUCCGUGCCGAGCGAUCCUACAUGCGUCAAGUGUGUGCUUACGUGCAACAAGACGACUGCUUCAUUGGAAGUCUUACGGUAGAAGAGCAUCUCCGAUUCAUGGCUAAACUCAAAAUGGGAUCGGAAUACAGUUCAGAAGAACAGGAUCGCCGAGUUCGGAGUGUCAUGAGAGAUCUCGGUCUUCAAAAAAUCGCCAACUCAAUCAUCGGCACCCGUACACGCAAAGGAAUCUCGGGCGGUGAGAAGAAACGACUCGCUUUCGCUUCUGAAAUUCUGACGUCUCCGCCGAUUCUGAUUUGUGAUGAGCCGACGUCCGGACUGGAUUCAUUCUUGGCCUAUCAGGUGGUCUGUGUGCUGAAAAAGUUGGCAGCUACACGGAAUAUGACUAUUCUUUUGACGAUUCAUCAGCCAUCCUCACAGGUUUUUGCACAAUUUGAUAGUGUCUACAUGAUGGUGAAUGGAAGCGUGGCGUUCUGCGGAAGCCAAUUAGCAGCCGAGAAGAUGUGGGCGGAGCUAAGUCUACCAAUACCGAUGAAUUUCAAUCCAUCGGAUCACUAUCUGGCAACAAUGUCAGUUCGAGAUCCGAAAGAGGAAGUGAUGAAAAUGAAUCAGAUUCAGAGAAUUUGUGAUACUUUCAAGUAUUCAGAGAAUGGAAAAUCAGUUUUCAAGGAGUCGAGUGGAAGAGAAGUUGAUGAAAGAGACCGUGCAUACAGUGAAGACUGGCGUCGUCGCUACGCUUCAAACUUCGGACGCCCGGUAUUCGGUGCCUCGUUUUUCCAGCAAAUCAGAGCUCUUACAUGGAGAGCAUCGAAGACGGUGCUCCGCGAACCGACACUUUUCAAAGUUCAAAUAUUUCAAAGUAUCAUAAUUGCAAUUCUGACUGGAUUGAUCUACACGAAUAAUAGUCCGAUCGAUCAACGGAAGAUUAUGAAUAUCAAUGGAUCGCUGUACCAGAUGAUCUCGAAUAUGGCAUUCAUGUUUCAGUUCAGUGUUGUUCAUCAUUUCUGUCUCGAAAUGAACACUUUCUACCGAGAAUCCAGCUCCCGUCUCUACCGUGUCUCUGCCUAUUUCAUUUCCAAAAAUCUCGCCGAACUCCCAUCUUACACCAUAUGUGCAAUCCUAUUCACCUCAAUUCUCUACUGGAUGUCUGGUCUUGUUCCAUUGAUUGACUCAUUUUUAAUCUAUAUUCUCGUCGGAAUGCUCGUUCAAAACAUUGCUAUUUCCAUCGGAUACCUAUUCAGUUGUGCAUUUGGAACUGUCAAUUUGGCGGUUGCCGUCAUGCCGAUUUUCGUCGUUCCAAUGAUGGCUUUCGGAGGAUUUUUCAUUAAUCAAGAUACUCUCAAAUGGUAUUUUGUUCCGAUGAAAUAUCUUUCCUACUUUGGAUAUGGAUAUGAAGCAGUCGCUAUUGGACAAUGGACACAUGUUGAGGAGAUUCCUGGCUGCACCUCCCAGGAAUACUGUGCUCGUAAUGGAACCGAAGUUCUCUCGAAUCUCAGUUUCAAACAAUCCAAUUUCUGGACUGACAUCGGAGUGAUGGCAUUUAUGAUCUUCGCUUUCCGAUUCCUUGCCUUCCUCGCCCUCUAUAUCCGUGUCAAACGUCGGACUUGA
Messenger RNA from Caenorhabditis remanei, 1650 nucleotides. RefSeq lists its product as uncharacterized. The record is from RefSeq and is a predicted model, not a curated record. The coding region runs from base 1 to 1650 and encodes 549 amino acids. The transcript is spliced from 7 exons. NCBI's taxonomy places the organism in Eukaryota, Metazoa, Nematoda, Chromadorea, Rhabditida, Rhabditidae. Gene Ontology annotation, molecular function: ABC-type transporter activity; ATP hydrolysis activity; ATP binding. Gene Ontology annotation, cellular component: plasma membrane.